Messenger RNA from Linum trigynum, 288 nucleotides. The record is from the annotation of a GenBank genome assembly. NCBI's taxonomy places the organism in Eukaryota, Viridiplantae, Streptophyta, Magnoliopsida, Malpighiales, Linaceae.
AUGGGCUUUCCCCGAUUUGUCGAAGGUGAAGAAGAUGCAACCGGCGAGACCUACGCUCUCUACCACGAGAGGUGCUACCUUAAGCAAGCAGGACCAUUAUCAGACGAGGUCGUUUGGGAAGGUGAUUGCGUGCCCAUUAUUGGAUGCCUCUCUACUACAACAGCUACCUGCUUAAGCAAGCAGGACCAUUUCGGUGUGCAAGUGGGCGAGGGCGUUUAUGGUGUAAUUGCGUGGCCAUUAUCGGAUGCCUCUCUACUACGUCAGCUACCUGCAGGAAGCAGGCCGUGA